Messenger RNA from Fonsecaea nubica, 744 nucleotides. RefSeq lists its product as hypothetical. The record is from RefSeq and is a predicted model, not a curated record. Gene Ontology annotation, biological process: regulation of DNA-templated transcription. Bases 1 to 744 code for a protein of 247 amino acids. Gene Ontology annotation, molecular function: DNA-binding transcription factor activity. Lineage: Eukaryota; Fungi; Ascomycota; Eurotiomycetes; Chaetothyriales; Herpotrichiellaceae. The transcript is spliced from 3 exons.
AUGAAAGAAAGAUCAGCCAGACCACGGGCGCAGGCUCCCCAGGGUGCUCAUGGAAUGGCUAGCUUCAUCUCUGUCUUCCAUGCGAGCAGUCUGGCUACGCCGCAAGAGCCAUCACAACCCCAGAAUCGAGCGACCCAGCAAUAUCAGCGGCCGGCGGACAAUCCCUAUUUCUACAUACCGGGACAAUACUGGGAGUCUUUGGACUACUACGACAUGGCCAUGGAUAUAUGUACCGACUUUUCAGAUUUUAGUCAAAUAACGUCUCCCUUUGUGUCGAACAACAAAACCCUCAGCUUUACAGACGACUUCUCCCCCCUUGACUCACCGCUCGACUUUGCGCCCGAGGCGCCGGGGAGUCCGAAUGAUGCUUUGCAGCUAGCGCGCACCAACUCUGCUGUCCAGGGAGGUCCUGAUACAGAGACUGAGUGUCCGGGCCAGGGUCGAUGCAACCCGCCACAUCUUCCGUGCAAGAACUGUGAAAAGGAUAAGAAAGAGAGGAGGAAAGAACAGAACCGAAAAGCGCAGCGGAAUCACCGAUUGCGCAGCGAGGCCAAGCUCGAGCAGUUGAGGGCAAGGGUCAAGUCGCAAUCCGACGAGAUUGUGAUGCUUCGAGACUUCAACCAAUCGCUGCUGAAGCACAUUGAGACGCUCGAGAGCAAAUGCAAGGAUGGAGGGACGGCCGACGAGGACACAGAGACAGAGGCAGCGAAUGUCCCUCGACAGGAAAAGUCGCCACCCCGUUGA